CAGCAGAUGGUGUGGAUGCUGACCUCUGGAAAGACGGCUUAUUUAAAUCCAAGGUUACCAGAUACCUGUGCUUCACAAGAUCAUUUUCCAAAGAAAAUAGCCAUUUAGGGAACGUGUUAGUGGACAUGAAGCUCAUCGACAUCAAGGACACUCUGCCUGUCGGCUUCAUCCCGAUUCAGGAGACGGUGGACACACAGGAAGUGGCUUUUAGGAAGAAGAGGCUGUGCAUUAAAUUCAUCCCACGGGAUUCAACCGAAGCUGCCAUUUGUGACAUUCGGAUCAUGGGCCGGACCAAGCAGGCCCCUCCUCAGUACACGUUCAUUGGGGAGUUGAACAGCAUGGGGAUCUGGUAUCGAAUGGGCAGAGUACCAAGAAGUCAUGACUCAUCUCAACCCACGACGCCUUCCCAGUCAUCGGCUGCUUCCACCCCAGCACCCAGCCUUCCCAGGCACGUCUCUCUCACGCUCCCUGCUACCUUCCGAGGCAGGAACAGCACUCGGGCGGACUGUGAGUGCCAGCUCUCCAAUCUGUGUGCCAUGUCAGGGGGCCUGUUCCCUGCAGGGACCAGGCCUUCCCUUUCCUCUGUGUCGCCGUAGCGCUUAGUGAAGGGCCAGAUCCUCAGCAUGUUUUGAAACUAAUGAUGAAAAACAAUGCGCGGAUUUCACAAGCUCGAAGGGAGGUUUCCAGAGAAUAGUCGCCACAUCGUUCACCUGCCAGAUCCAGGGCAGGUUCCCCGCGGGGACUGGGGACCCCGCAGACCUGAGGCCUGGUGCCGCCUGCCCUCCGUAUCCACGUCUGUCCUCAUCUCUCAUUUCUCAAAGC
Messenger RNA from Physeter macrocephalus (sperm whale), 822 nucleotides. Its product is annotated as multivesicular body subunit 12B. NCBI's taxonomy places the organism in Eukaryota, Metazoa, Chordata, Mammalia, Artiodactyla, Physeteridae. The record is from RefSeq and is a predicted model, not a curated record. The coding region runs from base 126 to 596 and encodes 156 amino acids. Gene Ontology annotation, cellular component: late endosome; ESCRT I complex. The transcript has 6 exons. Gene Ontology annotation, biological process: viral budding; regulation of epidermal growth factor receptor signaling pathway; virus maturation.